This is a messenger RNA of Fopius arisanus, 1470 nucleotides long. It is a transcript of the gene Fen1, whose product is annotated as flap endonuclease 1. The transcript has 5 exons. Bases 206 to 1351 code for a protein of 381 amino acids. The record is from RefSeq and is a predicted model, not a curated record. Lineage: Eukaryota; Metazoa; Arthropoda; Insecta; Hymenoptera; Braconidae. Gene Ontology annotation, molecular function: magnesium ion binding; 5'-3' exonuclease activity; manganese ion binding. Gene Ontology annotation, cellular component: nucleus.
CACUACUCAGGCUACUCAAUUUUCAGCUGUAGUUGGUGUCUCUAUAUGUUUGAGGUUAAGGCCAAUGAUGAAUUUAUCAUUUGGCGGGAAGAACUAGUGGAGUUGCGUGUGUGGAAUGAUAAAGUUUGUGAUUAAAUUUUGGAUUAAUUCAUAAAUUAUUGGGUCAUUUCGAUUCAUUACAGAGACAGAAUUUAACAAAUAAGCUAUGGGUAUUCUAGGACUAUCUAAGAUAAUUGCUGAUUUGGCUCCCAGUGCCAUCAAAGAACGUGAAUUAAAGCAUUACUUUGGUCGAAAAAUUGCAAUUGAUGCUUCCAUGUGUCUCUACCAAUUUCUGAUCGCUGUAAGAAAUGAAGGAGCCCAAUUAACAUCAGCAGACGGAGAAACAACAAGUCACCUGAUGGGCAUAUUCUAUAGAACAAUACGCCUAGUUGAUAAUGGAGUGAAACCCGUUUACGUAUUCGAUGGAAAACCACCCAAUUUGAAGGGUGGAGAACUAGCAAAACGUGCAGAGAAGCGAGAUGAAGCCCAAAAGGCAUUGGCAGCUGCUGAAGAGGCAGGAAAUGUUGAGGACAUUGAUAAAUUUAAUCGCAGAUUGGUCAAAGUAACAUCAACCCACGUGGAGGAAGCUAAACAGUUACUUAAACUCAUGGGUAUUCCUUACGUGGAGGCACCGUGUGAAGCUGAGGCUCAAUGUGCUGCUCUUGUAAAAAGUGGAAAAAUUUUUGCUGCUGCCACUGAGGAUAUGGAUGCACUCACUUUUGGGAGCGAUAUCUUGUUGAGACGUUUAACAUUCAGUGAAGCUAGAAAAAUGCCUGUGCAGGAGAUUCAUCUUGAUAAGGUUUUAGAAGGCAUGGAACUUACCAGAGAAGAAUUCAUAGACUUUUGUAUAAUGCUUGGGUGUGAUUACACCGGUACAAUCAAGGGCAUUGGCCCUAAGAGAGCCAUCGAACUUAUUAAAACCCAUAAGUCAAUUGAUAAAAUUAUUGAGAAUAUCGACAGCCAUAAAUAUCCAAUUCCUGAUGAGUGGAAUUAUCGGCAGGCAAGGCAAUUGUUUUUAGAGCCGGAAGUUACUAAUACUGAUGAAAUCGAGCUAAAAUGGAAUGAACCUGAUGAAGAGGCUCUAGUUAAAUUUCUUUGUGGUGACAAACAAUUUGAUGAGACUAGAAUUCGUAAUGGCGCUAAGAAAUUAGCAAAGGCAAGAAACACAUCUACGCAAGGUAGACUUGACUCAUUCUUCAAAGUUUUAUCAACCACACCAUCAGCAAAACGUAAAGCUGAAGAGAAAAAAAAACCCGCUAAAAAAGCUAAAACUGUUGGUGGUGGUAGUAAAUUCCGCGGAAAGGGAAAAUAAGUAUGUGUCUCAAUUAUUUUUCAAAACUUGAAGAAUUCUAUGGAAUAGAGAUUUUCAACAUGAUAUUUAUCAUUUAUAUAUAUUUUUUCUAUUUCCAAAUAUAUACUUUUUCCAUAUAA